AUGACAGUUAUGUUGAUAUUCUAUACGAGCCAACUCCUAGGCUGGGGCGUCACUGCUGUCCCUGUUACUUUUGCAGUUGUUCUUGUGUUCUGUCUAACAGUCGUGACUACUGACUAUAUCGAUGGCUGGCGCAAGAGAAGAGCUUUUGGUGAUAUUCCAAUUGUAGAUGAGGGAAGUAAUAUGAGUGUCCGUUUGAGGUGGAACAAACCUGAAUUCGUCGCCGAAAGAGAGUAUGCGAAAGCGUAUAAACAGUAUAGCAAAACAGGCAAACCGUAUGUUACCAGAGUUCAGAGCAAUGACUAUGGAAUUGUGCUUCCCCUAAAUUCAGCUAAGGAAUGGCGUGCGCUACCGCAUGAUCAACUGAGCUUUGGGCAUGGAUUGGCAAAGAUGGCCGAUAUGUGCAUGCAUUUGAAUGUAACAGAUCGAACUCCCGUUCAGGCACUCCAUCUUUGCAAUAACGCUCGCUCGCUAGGCCGCUUCAACGACCUUGUUGCCAGUGCAACAGAUAGAGUUCUGCCUUUGACCUUCGGCCCGGCUACAGAGCAGAAGUUUAAGGAAUUAAAUGUAUACAAAGUGAUUUUAUCUUUGUGCUCUGCGGUAGCGAUGUCUAUACUCCUCGGUCCGGAUUUCUGCAUGGAUGCGCCGCUCAUACAAACGACACAAAUGUACCAUGAUAGUAUAAUGCCAAGCUGCUAUGAGAGGACUGGCUAUCCUCAGAUACUACGACCAUUUGUGUGGCGCUUCUCUCCUAUCUGCCGUGCUUUGAGGUCCCGUCUCUCAGCGUUGAAAAUGAAGUUGAUCCCGGAGGUUAAGCACCGUAUCGAGUUGUCACUUCUGGAUGCCCUUAUUGAAACAGCGUUUGAGAAAGGCAGUUUAAGUCGAAGUGAGCAAAGCACAGAUGACGGAGCUCAGGUGGGCUUAAUCGUAGAACAGGUUAUCAUGUUCCACUUUGAACUUUGCCAGCCCAUUUCAUUUUUUCUUUGCUCUAUGUUGUAUGUUGUUAUGGAUCAUAAAGAGUACGUGGUCCCUCUACGAGAGGAGGCUAGCCAGACGUUGAGAACUUCUGGUGGCCACUGGUCUCUCGAUUGUCUAAAGAACGCCCCUAAGUUGGAAAGCUUUGCUCGGGAGACAUUCCGCUUGUACGAUAUCUCAGCCUUAACCAGCUUCCGCCGCGUUAUGAAGCCAGUGCAUCUGAAGUCAAUCAGUAUGUUCCUGAAGCCUGGCACUUUAGUCUUGUCUCCCUGUCGGGAUGUUCACCUGGAUCCUGAUCACUAUGACAAUCCGACUAUAUUUGAUGGUUAUCGCUUCUACGAUGCCAUUCGAGAAUCCUGCAAUCCGCAUAUGACCACCACUUCCCUGACAUUCCUCUCAUUCUCCCACGGAUCAACUGCGUGCCCGGCACGGGUUAUCGCUAGUCAGAUGUCACGGACUUUAUUCAUGAAGAUUCUCUUGAAGUAUGAUAUGGAGCUUACACAUGAGAAGAUGCCAGCGUAUGGCUUCACUCAUGGGCCAGUAUAUGUUCCCAAUCUUUCAAUUAUGAUGCGUGUGAAACCCCGUUCAAAUGACGCUUAGCUAUAGUGGAA
Messenger RNA from Aspergillus alliaceus, 1583 nucleotides. Its product is annotated as cytochrome P450. The record is from RefSeq and is a predicted model, not a curated record. Lineage: Eukaryota; Fungi; Ascomycota; Eurotiomycetes; Eurotiales; Aspergillaceae. The coding region runs from base 1 to 1572 and encodes 523 amino acids. The transcript has 7 exons. Gene Ontology annotation, molecular function: oxidoreductase activity, acting on paired donors, with incorporation or reduction of molecular oxygen; iron ion binding; heme binding.